Impatiens glandulifera is the source of this 1907-nucleotide messenger RNA. Its product is annotated as kinesin-like protein KIN-1. Gene Ontology annotation, biological process: microtubule-based movement; mitotic spindle organization. Gene Ontology annotation, molecular function: ATP binding; microtubule binding; microtubule motor activity. Lineage: Eukaryota; Viridiplantae; Streptophyta; Magnoliopsida; Ericales; Balsaminaceae. Bases 34 to 1617 code for a protein of 527 amino acids. The record is from RefSeq and is a predicted model, not a curated record. The transcript has 15 exons.
UUCUCUUGAACUGAUAUACUAGAGAUCAAGCUAAUGUCGAAUAUAAUUGUCUGCGCUCGAUUUAGACCUCUUAGCUCUAAGGAGAUAAAGGAUCAUGGAGAUGGAAUCUGCAUCCAAAGCAUCAGCUCAGAGUCGUUUAACCUCAAGGACGAAAGAGAAGGAGAAUUUACCUUCAGCUUCGAUAAGGUGUUUUAUGAUGAAUCUGAACAGGUGGAUGUCUACUCAUUUAUAGCUAUGCCUAUCAUACGAGAUGCUGUAAAUGCAAUAAAUGGAACAAUUAUCACUUAUGGACAGACUGGAGCUGGAAAGACCUAUAGUAUGGAGGGGCCAAACAUACUAGCAUGUGAUGAGAAUAAGAAAGGGUUGCUACCAAGAGUAGUUGAGGGACUUUUUGAGGGUAUUGGAGUUUCAAAAGAAUCGAUAAAGUACACCAUAAAAUUGUCAAUGGUAGAGAUUUAUAUGGAGAAAAUAAGGGACCUAUUUGAUCUGUCAAAAGAUAACAUACAGAUCAAAGAAAGCAAAACACAGGGCAUGCUUUUGUCUGGAGUGACUGAGAUCUCUGUUGUAGACCCUACUGAUGCAUUAAGGAUUCUGUCGAGUGGCAUUGCCAAUAGAGCUGUUGGAGAGACCCAAAUGAACAUAGCAAGCAGUAGGAGUCAUUGCGCUUAUAUAUUCACGGUUCAUCAGGAAUCAACAAAUAAAAAAUGUAAAACUGGGAAGCUAGUUCUUAUGGAUUUAGCUGGUUCAGAGAAAGUAGAGAAAACAGGAGCCGAAGGGAAAACUCUUGAAGAAGCUAAGACAAUUAAUAAGUCUCUUUCAGCUCUUGGCAAUGUCAUAAAUGCUUUGACCUGUGGCUCACCAGGCAGCAAACAGAAUCACAUCCCGUUUCGUGAUUCUAAACUUACUCGAAUUCUACAAGAUUCACUUGGAGGGACUUCACAAGCUGCUUUAUUAUGUUGCUGCUCACCUAGUUCAUCAAAUGCAUCUGAAACUCUUUCCUCUCUACGUUUUGCAGCCAGAGCAAGGCAUGUGAAGACAUCGCAAUGCAUCAACAUCAAAGAUGAGAAGUGUCACAGAAAUCAGGAGGAUUCAUCUAUUAUAUUAACUGAGAAGUCUAGCUCAAGAAAUCAGGACCGUCCAUCUUUAGUGAUUGAUGACGGGUCUUGUGAAAGAAUUCUAAACAAGCUGAGCAAGAGACUACAUGUUGAAGAUGUAAAAUUACUAGAGGAGCUGUUUAUAGUGGAGGGUGUUUUCUUUGAUCUCACAUCAUCAGCAGAAGAGUUGGAAUCAGCUUAUAAUGAUAUUACAUCUCAAACUAUUUCAGCAUUGCAGCAAGAAGUUGAAGAUCUAGUUUCAACCAAUAAGGAGCUCAUAGAAGAGAAUAAAUCUCUGAAAGCCAGACUUGGAGAAGUCGCAUAUAGAUCCAAUCCCGAGUUAUAUUUUUUUCAGAAGAUAUCACCCAUUGGAAUGCUCUGGCCUUGGACUUGGAUACACUCACUCAUAUUUUCAAAGUCCAUGAGGUAUGUACAUUAUUUCUUCUGUCAUACCUUUCAGUUUCUCUUAUCAAAGCUUAUUAGGACAUUGAACCUGAAAUAUAUUCAUAAAUUUAGGAAUUGAGAAUCCCAAUAUUUCAGUUACAACAAUCAUUACUGGUUGUUAUUUGUAGAACAUAUUUGCAAGAUGAAAGUGAUGUAAAAAUAACUAGUUUGGUAAGGAUUGAGUCCAUAGAACAUAGAGUUGAGUACUUUAGUGAACAGGUUACAUCCUAGCCUAAACUCUUACACUUUCUUAGCCUAGUGUUGAAAGGUCUCAUCAAUGUUAUCAUUAGGCCUUGUUUGAUGUGGAUUAUUUGUGAUUAUUUCCAAAUUACUCACUAUCCAAUCAUCCAUCCAUGUUCAAAUUAUCAA